AUGUUACCAAGACCUAUUUGUCCAGAUUCUGAUAUGCCAGCUGAUUUAGAGGACUGCAUAUAUCGAUGCUUCGAAGCUCAUCGGCGUCAAGUACAUGAGCGACGAGCUAAUCGAUUAGCACGAAAAGCAAAAAAACAAUCGGAACAUCAACAAAUAUUACAUACAGAACAAAAUCAAAAUGUAACAGAACAAUCAUCAGGAGCAACAGCACUUUAUCCAGAUACAUAUCAACAAUCGCAAACAGAUCAUUCAAACACAUAUCUAGAUUCAUCACCAUACCAAAAUUUUCAAACAACAGAUUCCUCAUACGAUUAUUCAAAAUUACUUCAAGAAUCACAAAAUUAUGACAAUUUAUUACCACCAUCAUCGGAAUCAUUUCCAAAUUAUCCUAAUACAAUUCCAGAAUCAACACAAUUUUCGGAUUUACUUCCAGAAUCAACAGCAUCAACAACAAACUAUUCCAAUCUAUAUCAAGAAUCAUCACAAUAUCAAAAUUUACUUCCAGAAUCAUCAGAUUCAAAACAGUAUCAACAACUGCUUGACUCCAACAAUAUAACAGCACCGAUAGAAACCUCACAUCAAAGUACAUAUGAGGAUUCAAAGAUUGAUCAUUCAGUUACUGUACCAAUUGAUCCUCCUUAUAUUAAAAACAUUACUAGUACACCAGAACCCUAUCAUCACUUAAAAGAUACUCAAGGUACUUUGGAACAGACUACUUCAACUUCUACAGAUAUUGGUGAACAAACACAAAUAUCUACGGAUAUAAAAGAAUCUCAAGGUGAUUAUACUCAAUCAUUUGAAACAACUGCAUAUAGUAAUGAAACUACUGCAUAUCAAGCACCAGAAACGCAAGUAUAUGAUGCAUACACUGGUAAUAAGCGAUUAGAUGGUACUUCUAUACCAACUGGUACAGUUGAAUAUACAAAAGUAGAAAACUUUUCUGAGGAAAAUAUUUCAAGUCCAGUGGAUACUAGUUCGUAUUUACAACAAAUACAAACUUCGGACAAUCAGGAUUCUACACAAAAAUACGAUCUGAACAAUUAUACUAAUGAACAGACGGCUCCUCAACAACCGACAUUACCAUCAUAUGAGCAAAAUCAAGAGCAGGGUAUUCAACAAAGUGGUUUUAAUUUACCAUCGAAACCACCUAGUGAUAAUGGAAGUGACGAGGAUGCUAAGGAAGAUGAAGAAAUAUUCGAUUUACGUGCAUGUAUUUGUCGUUGUUAUACAAAAUUUAGAGAAGCAUGGACUAAGGAUGAACAAGAAAGAUACAAACAACAAUUUCGUGGUAUUAAACAACCAGUCACACAGAUAAAUGACCAACAAUAUCAACAAAUACAACAACAAACAUCAGGACCAUGCCCUCCAUGUCCACCUUGUCCACCAUGCCCUGGUCAAUCAAUUAUUCCUGAAAUUCAUCAAACACCAACAUCUCAAUAUCAGCCAUCAUUCAUUCCUGAAAUUCAUCAAACACCAACAUCUCAAUAUCAACCAUCAUUCAUUCCUGAUAUUCAUACACCAGCCAUACCUGAUUUUCAACCACCAUAUAAACAUCCUUGUCCACCAUGUCCGCCUUGUCCACCAUGUCCACCAUGUCCUGGACAACCAUCAUAUAGGCCUCCUUGUCCACCAUGUCCGCCAUGUCCACCAUGCCCUGGACAACCAUCAUAUAGACCUCCUUGUCCACCUUGUCCAUCAUUCCCGCCAGUUCCACCGUAUAUUCCUGAAAUUCCACGUAUAACAACGCCUCAUUAUCAACCACCACCAACACCUCAAUAUCAACCACCGUUUAUUCCUGAUAUUCCACGUAUACCAACGCCUCAUUAUCAACCACCACCAACACCUCAGUAUCAACCACCCUUUAUUCCUGAAUUUCAACCAACAUAUAGACAACCUUGUCCUCCAUGUCCACCAUGCCCGCCAUGUCCACCAUGCCCUGAACAACCAUUCAUUCCUGAUAUUCAACCACCAUUUACUUCUCAAUAUGAACCACCACCUACGCCUCAAUAUCAACCACCACCUAGUCCUCUGUAUCGACGAACACCAACGCCUCAAAAUCGACCACCAAGUAUUCCUCGGUAUCAAUCACCAUAUAAACCUCCUUGUCCACCAUGUCCUCCAUGUCCACCUUGUCCUCCUUGUCCACCGUUUAUUCCUGAUAUUCAACCACCACCUACUCCUCAAUAUCAACCACCGCCAACACCUCAAUAUCCACGAACACCAACGCCUCAUUAUCAACCACCACCAACGCCUCAAUAUCAACCACCGUUUAUUCCUGAUAUUCCACGUAUACCAACGCCUCAAUAUCGACCACCAUUUAGGCAGCCGUGUCCUCCAUGCCCACCUUGUCCUCCAUGUCCUCCUUGUCCACCGUUUAUUCCUGAUUUUCAACCACCACCAACACCUCAAUAUCCACGAACACCAACGCCUCAUUUCCAACCACCAUUUCCAACACCAUUUCCUUCUGUUACUCCAUUAUCAAUGUCUCAUUAUGAACCAGAAAUACCAGUAUCAACUCCUCCUUGUAAUCAACAAUAUAUUCAACAAUCGAAUACAUUUCUAGCUAUUAAUUGUUGUCCUCAAGAUCAACCACAACCACAUUAUCCAACAGGUGAAAUACACUUCAAUGAUGUAGGAACACAAACACGAUCUAUUCAUUCACCAAUGCAACCAUAUAUUCCACCACCUACACCAAUACAACCUAUUGAUUAUCCUUCACCAUUAACACCAUCAACUUUUACUCCGGCACCUACACCAUUACCUAUACCAUCAUUUGAUUGGCCUAAACUUCCACCACAAACAACUUAUAGACCAGUUGUACGUCCUGGACCACGUUGUCCAACACCGAUAUUUAGACCUCCUCCUUUUCAUCCAUGUCCGCCAUGUCCACCGUGUCCGCCGUGUCCAGAAAUACCACGUUUGAGACCUGGCCUCUGUGUUGGACCUUGUCCUGAAAUAAUUCCGGAAGAAUUUCCACCACUAACUCCCGAGCCAUACAUUCCUCCACCUGAACCGUACAUACCUCCACCGCAACCAUACAUUCCACCACCACAACCAUACAUACAUCCACCAAUAAUACCACCACCACCUUGCCAAAAACAAGACCGAUGGUGUGUUAAAUGUUGCUGUGUACCUGGAAAAUCUUUGAUUAAAAAAAUUGUUUAUAGACAAGUAGAAGAUGAACAACAACAACAACAACAUCAAGCACAAGAAUCAUAUCUUGACUAUGGUGCUGUUAUGGAUCAAUUGGAAACAAAAAUUACUGUCCGAUAUGGAAAUAGUAUUAUGGAAGAAGGAGAAGCAUUUGUUACUGAUAAUUAUAAUGAACAAUUACGUAUUACUGAUUUUCCUGUCUAUAUAUCAGGAGUAAAUGAUGAUAAUCUAACAAGACUUGUAUAA
This is a messenger RNA of Adineta steineri, 3399 nucleotides long. NCBI's taxonomy places the organism in Eukaryota, Metazoa, Rotifera, Eurotatoria, Adinetida, Adinetidae. The record is from the annotation of a GenBank genome assembly.